GAGGGAUGCCAGUGCGGGGAAACCACACUGAGCCCUGCCAGCGUGCCACGGCUUCUGCCAUUGUUGCCCAUCCUCAGGGGGUUACUGCCUGACACUGGGGUCUUCCCAGGUGAUGCCAUCCACAUCUCUGUCACCUUCCAUGCUGAGGUUUGUCAGCGUCUGUCCAGGCAGUUGAUAAACAGAACGGAGCCUAGUUAAGACACUCGUAAUCCUCAGCCGGGCCCCUGCCAACUCACAUCCACCCUGUCUCCCCCUGCAUUUCCUCUGCCAGCUCCGCCCCCUCAGCUACAGGGACAGGAAACCCCAGGAGCAGCAGCAGCAGGAAAAGAGUGUCUGGUCCAGCCCUUUGAGGCAGGGCCUAGGUUUUCAGGCUAAAACUGGAAGGCAAGGAGGACCUGGGGUGGGCCACAGAAGGUCCUUCAAAUACACAUCUAUGACCCCAGCAGGCCUGAGGCCUAGCCAGCAUCCAAUGGAGGACAAGAAGAAGAAAAGGAGUCCCAAGCCCUGCCUGACCCAGCCAGCCCAGCCCCCAGGCACACUACGCAGGGUCCCAGUGCCCACCAGCCACAGCGGCUCCUUGGCCCUGGGACUCCCUCAUCUGCCAUCCCCUAAGCAGCGGGCCAAGUUCAAGAGGGUCGGCAAGGAGAAAUGCCGCCCAGUGCUGGCAGGAGGUGGGGGUGGCUCUGCAGGCACCCCCCUGCAGCACUCGUUCCUGACGGAGGUGACCGACGUCUAUGAGAUGGAAGGCGGGCUGCUGAACCUGCUCAAUGAUUUCCACUCAGGCCGGCUGCAGGCCUUCGGGAAAGAAUGCUCCUUUGAGCAGUUGGAACACGUGCGGGAGAUGCAGGAGAAGCUGGCCCGGCUGCACUUCAGCCUGGACGUGUGUGGAGAGGAGGAGGAGGAGGAGGAGGAGGAGGAGGACGGGGUCACUGAGGGGCUACCUGAGGAGCAGAAGAAGACGAUGGCUGACCGCAACCUGGACCAGCUGCUCAGCAAUGGGACUUGACAGUGUGUGAGUGUGUGCACGCCUCCCAGAGAUAAAAUCAGCUUCGGCCUCCCCACCACCCUGCAGGAAUCUUUACAGAUAACCAACAUCCUCACCCCUCUCAGUCCUACAGAAUUAGCCACGAACUCCCCCUACCCAGGUAGAGGGUGCAGAAAGAAUUCCCCAAAUAUUAGGAGAAAGAAAGGUGGUUGCAGGGAAUAUGUUUUACUUGCUUAUCAAAAUCUUUGCAAGUACUUUAGCUGACACCAAUCCAUGGCAAAGCUUGUCUGAUGUCUUCCUAUUCUUUCAGCACUGAACAAUUCUUUUUACUGACUUAAAUUAUCUCCGCAUCUAGUUCUAUCAGAAGUAGUGCGGGUGCACGCUCCUGCAUGAUCUAAACCGAAAGCGAAGGGGGUAAGGCACCUAGCAAGAAGGGCAGGCGAGGACUGCAACCCCAGAUCACGGAGCACUCCAGAGUCCCUGGCCCCCACCCCUUUGCGCAGUCGGGGAAACUGAGCCUGUGCAGGUUGGGAAAAUAGGGCUGCAAGGACCCGGGUCCAGAGCAUCACAAUCCUUG
This is a messenger RNA of Balaenoptera musculus (blue whale), 1562 nucleotides long. It is a transcript of the gene CCDC28B, whose product is annotated as coiled-coil domain containing 28B. NCBI's taxonomy places the organism in Eukaryota, Metazoa, Chordata, Mammalia, Artiodactyla, Balaenopteridae. The coding region runs from base 434 to 1006 and encodes 190 amino acids. The transcript is spliced from 5 exons. The record is from RefSeq and is a predicted model, not a curated record.